AACCUGUCAUUAUGGGAAACUAAAGGAAUAUCCUCAAAAUUUUCUCCAAUAGUAUUUUAUGCUACUCUUAUAAAUAUAUUGGCAAAUGCUCUAAAAACAUAGUCGUUCUUUCAGGCUCCAGCACAAUAGGAUACCAUUUUCCAUUUUAUCUCAAGAUUCAAGACUAAAAGGGAAAAAAGAAAAAAAAAACAAAUAGAAUGGCUUCAAUAGCAUCACCAAGUACCCACCAUUUUUACCCCAACAAGUUCAGAUACAGUACUAGUAAAUCUUCUUUCUUCCCUUUCAUUGUUUCAUGUAUGGACCAACAACCUCAGCAGGAUGAAAACACCAAGCAAGUUGGUCGCAGGGACAUAAUACUAAGGAGCAGUGAAAUUGCAGCCCUUGGAGCCCUCUUCAACUUCAGUGGUAAAAAGCCAAAUUACUUGGGUGUUCAAAAGAAUCCAUUUGGUCUAGCUCUUUGUCCAGCCACCGACAAUUGUAUUUCUACUUCUGAAAACAUCAGUGAUGCUACUCACUAUGCACCUCCUUGGAACUACAACCCUGAAGGGAAACGUGGUAAUAUCAGCAGAGAAAAGGCAAUGGCGGAGCUACUUCAAGUGGUCAAAUCAACAAAACCAGACAAAUCCUCUCCCAAAAUAGUGGAGAAGACAGCCGAUUAUGUGCGUGUGGAAUAUGAAAGUCCUAUCUUGGGGUUAGUAGAUGAUGUCGAGUUCUGGUUCCCACCAGGCAAGAAAACAAUUGUACAGUAUAGAGCAGCAUCUCGCUUGGGGAAUUAUGACUUUGAUGCUAAUAGAAAGAGAAUCAAGGCGCUGAGAAUGCAAUUAGAGAAGAAGGGAUGGGCAUCAGAAGAUACAGUCUGAACGAUGUCAUCUUCAAAAGGAACAAUUAUUCUUUACUUGUUAGCAUUAUGAAUACAGAUGACUCAUAUACUGAGCCUUUUUUUAUUUGAAAAGCUUAAUAGAAUGAUGAAAAAACAACAGUAUUAUUUCUGGGCAA
This is a messenger RNA of Capsicum annuum, 996 nucleotides long. RefSeq lists its product as uncharacterized. The record is from RefSeq and is a predicted model, not a curated record. Bases 198 to 860 code for a protein of 220 amino acids. The transcript is spliced from 7 exons. NCBI's taxonomy places the organism in Eukaryota, Viridiplantae, Streptophyta, Magnoliopsida, Solanales, Solanaceae.